AUGACAUCCGACGCUUCACCCGUGAUCUCUCUACUUCAAAGCCUUCACAAGGAGCAUGGGCCAGAGAUCCCCCAGAUUUUGCCUGCGGCCUCCAAGGCCUUGACUCCUUUUCUACAAGCACAUGCGCAAGACAUCAAAUCAGUCAGGGUCGCCACGCACCAGUACGGAGCACAUGCUCGACAAGAAGUCGACUGGUAUACUUGCGAGACUGCUCGACACGAUGCUCCAAUCCCUCUUCUCGUCUUCCUCCAUGGCGGAGGCUUGACUCGUGGUGACAAGAACGAGCCCAUGCCUCCAGGUGGCCUCGUGUACGCGAACUUGGGCCGUUUCUUCACCUCAAAGGGGUUUCACGUUCUCAUUCCAAACUAUCGCCGCGUCAACUCAAUCGACCCCAAGACUGGCGCCGCGAUUGCAGAAAACGAGAAUGCUACAUUCCCCACGGGCGGAAAGGAUUUGGCCCAACUUCUUAAGUUUGUCGAUACGCAUCUCCCGUUCGCUGCGCCUGGGCAAAAGGUGAAAGUGCAUAUCAUAGGAUGCUCUGCCGGUGGAGUCCAUCUCGGGACUUAUCUAUUCCAUCCUCCACUGUUCCCUGACACAAUUCAUGCUGGAGGUUACGAGAAUCUUGACAUAUCGACCGGCAUCUUUCUGAACACGCCUUUUCAUUUCAACGGUGCCGCUCCUUCGCGAAAGCCUGUCUUGGACGCAUAUCACCCUCCCAAGACUUACCCGGCGGACAAGUUCUCUCCGUAUGGCCUUCUCGCACGAUUUGACAUACCGGAUCCAGAGAAUGCGCACAAAGGUCCACAGAUAAUUAUCAUCACUGCUGAAUACGAUCCUCAAGAGAUACUGAAGCCGGCUGAGGAUUUCAUCAAGCUCGUACAAGGGAAGGCAGGUUUCGUGAGUGAGGUUAUCAGACUUCCCUCACAUAACCACAUCAGCCCUCCCAUGACUCUAGCGGUGGGGGACAGCGAGGGGGAGAAAUGGGGUAGUGAAUUGGCACAGAAGCUGAAAGCUAGACUGUAG
Molecule: messenger RNA, 1023 nt
Organism: Fusarium tjaetaba
Lineage: Eukaryota; Fungi; Ascomycota; Sordariomycetes; Hypocreales; Nectriaceae
Product: alpha beta-hydrolase
Exons: 1
Coding region: 1-1023 (340 amino acids)
Source: RefSeq, a predicted model, not a curated record